GGUCCUUCAGAAUCAGAGAGAAAUGAGCGUCGACCACCUCCAACCAGACAAGCUACAUACCAAAGUCUGCCGGAAAUGCAAUCACGCUGUCUCUGCAACCACCACAGAACUCCCCACAUACGCCCUCCAGUCGCAGGCGCCCCCCACAAGGCGCCAAGCGCUAGAUGUUCAGUUUUCUCUGCAAAGGGACGAGGCGUCUAUAACUGAAUAUACCAAGGAGAUCCGACACGCCGAGCUCGCGCUGGAACGACUACGCGCCCAACGCCAGGUGCUCUUAACCAACGCUGAGCGCAAACGUGCUUUCCUGGCCCCCAUACGGAGACUUCCGACCGAUGCUCUCGCUGCCAUCAUAACCUAUACUCUUGAAGACGUCUUCCUCCGCAAGCCGGACUCCGCCCUCCUCGAGCAGCAUGCUGUGCUCCGCGUCUGUCAGCGCUGGCGAGCGAUAGCCCUCAGUGCUACCUCUAUAUGGGCAGAAAUUGCGCUCUAUCCAAUGUCGUAUUUGAACUGGCACGAGACUCUCAAGCGGUGCUUGCGGCGCUCGCAGGCGCGUGCUCUAAACAUCACGUUGAAUGGAGCAUGCCCUCCGUGGCGUACAGGCAAACCUGUGUCGGAGGUCGUUCCACAGGGGGAGUGGGCCGCGGUGUUGAAACCGUUGCUCGCGAGCGCGGGUCGAUGGAAGGCCUUAGUCAUUGACAGCAUCUGCCCGCCGGACGCUCUACUCCGGCAGCGCAGGCGGCUGCCGUUGCUCGAGAGACUGGACCUCACCAGCAUCCACACACCUAUUAGAGGCGCCGAUACAUACAACCUCUUCGAAGACUGUCCUUCGUUAUACGCCGACGUUCGGCUUGACGAUGUGGAUGUCCGCGCGUUCAGCCUACCUUGGGGUAGCUUUCACACCCUGGAGCUCGCGAUGCGCCGGGAGGACACCAUCGACGAUGCCAUCCAGUGCCUAGCCGAGUGCAAACGGGUCCAAACGCUCACCCUCACGAUGUAUACCCGCGGUCCGACCUCCAUACAGCAAUUGUACCUUCCCGCCCUGCGAUAUCUGGACGUCCGCGAGGAGGCCAGAUUCAUCCUCCCGCACCUGGUCGCCCCAGGGACGGAAGAAAUCAGGGUCGGGGGGAGGAGCUUUGACGACGAGGAUCCCUCCAACAUAACCCUUCUGCGUCGCUUUGCAGCCGCAGCAAAGGACAACGCGUCUCGCGUCCACUCCCUCGCCAUCGACGCGUUGAAAGGUCCCGCGUACAACAGGGAUCAGUGGCGCAAGCUCUUCAAGUGUUAUCCUGGCGUCCGACGGUUGUGCGUUUCGGACCCGGACAUGCAAGACGGCAUUGGCACAAUCCCUAAGCUUCUGACAGCCUAUCCCGACCUCCUUCCGAGCCUCACCUUGCUGAAGUUCUCUCACUUCCAACUAAACUCAGGCUCGCAAGCGCGAGCACUCGGGCCCCUCGCGGACGCUCGCACAUUGGAUAGUCGCCCUGCUGGUACGCCACAGCUGGUUAUCGAGAUUUCGGAUGACUUCGAGGGCUUCGGGGACGAGGGUGUCAAUUUCUGCAUCGAAAAGGGGAUUGCGGUCGGGAGCAAGCGUCCGAAGGGAGCAGAGUCCUCAUGGCAGUUCACAGCAUUUCCUAAUGCAAGACCCUCUCGAUGGCCCAACUACUCCUGGCUUGAUGAUGAGGCAAGGCCCAAGCUUGAUGUGAGCCGAGUCCGUCCGGCACUACCGUCUCUGCCUCUCGAUGAAAAGAGCAGAUCCACUGCGUAUUCAACAUGACCUAGGCGCAAUUACUAUGAAAAUAC
Molecule: messenger RNA, 1800 nt
Organism: Schizophyllum commune H4-8
Lineage: Eukaryota; Fungi; Basidiomycota; Agaricomycetes; Agaricales; Schizophyllaceae
Exons: 2
Coding region: 23-1774 (583 amino acids)
Source: RefSeq, a predicted model, not a curated record